AUGACAAUCAACGAGCAAGUACUAUUGAACGGAUUCUGUGAUGAAGAUGGAUUAAAUGACAAGUUAUCAAUAAUCAAUCAACAACAACAAGAACCGUUACUAUUUGUCACACAACUAUCUAAAGAUUCGAUAAAACAUCAUGAACAAACGCCACAAAAUUUAAAAUUAACUAAUCCUGAUCAUGAUCAUUCAACGACUAUUGAUCCAUUAGUACAACCAUUGUUUGGAACUCAAGAAUCGUUAAAAGAUAACGAUGAUACACCCGAAACAAUUGAUUUAAAACAACACACAUCUUCAAUACUGUUUUUAGCUACAUCAACGACCAAAUGUCAAUUAAAAUCAAUGCCAACAUUUCUAAAACGUUUCAGUGGCAUACUUUAUGCAUUAGCAGCCUCAUUUUUGUUUACAUGUUCAACAUUUAUUAUCAAAUACUUACAAGUUGAUUUUUUUGCUGCUCUACUCUUUCGAUUUAUAUUACAAGAAACAAUUUUGAUAAUAUUUAUUGUCCUUAAACGUUAUCGGUUAUUUGAUGGUACACCAAAACAAUUAUUUUUACAAUUUAUACGAGCAAUAUUAGCUGCAAGUGGUCUUAUACUAUUUUAUUUGAGUUAUCGUUAUAUAGCAUUACCAGACUUGACAACCGUACGUUAUACACAAGUGAUCUGGACGGCUAUUAUUGCCAUGAUCAUAUUUCGUGAAAAAAUAUCAAUACCCACUAUUUUAGCUAUUAUUUUAACUCUUACCGGCGUAAUAUGCGUUGCACAACCUACGUUCAUUUUUAAAAAAGUGCCAAGUAACAUUUCAACAACAAUGAUAAAUAAUGUCACAUCCAAUUUUCAUAUUGAAAACAUCAAAAUUGAUAAACUAAAACGUAUGAUAGGUUUAUGGCUCGCUCUACUAUGUGCCUUAUCAAUAUCAUUGAGCAUUGUGUUGAAUAAAAAAUUAUUAACAUAUAAAAUUAAACAAAGUAUUGUCGUAUUUCAGUUUUCUUCGGUAACAUUAAUUAUAUUGAUCAUAAAUCAAAUACGUAAUCAUUUUGUUUUACAUAUGUACGACGGACCAAAACCAUUGUUUACAUGGCAAUUUUCAGUAGCCGCCACCGUUAGUUUUGUACAAGUGGGAUCUUCUUUAAUGACUCAAAAAGCAAUUAAACUUGAACAUCCAUCAAUAGUUACUGUUGUUCAAAGUUCAGACAUCUUAUUUGCAAUUAUUCUACAAAAUUUAAUGACAAACAUGAAAUCAAAUUGGGUAGUUUUACUCGGAUCAAUGCUCGUUAUUACAAGCAUCUUUCUCGUCGGUGGACAUAAGCUCUAUCAAGAUCGAUACAAACGAAAUGAUUUACUUAUCCUAAAUGCAAUAUCGACAACAGCAACAAAAGCAUAA
Molecule: messenger RNA, 1383 nt
Organism: Didymodactylos carnosus
Lineage: Eukaryota; Metazoa; Rotifera; Eurotatoria; Philodinida; Philodinidae
Source: the annotation of a GenBank genome assembly